CAGCGGGAUUUCCAAAGAGGGGAACAGCACACGGUGUGCAGAAGGUGCCAAGAGGAGCCCACAGGACCGUCGAGGCACGAGACGAACGGGCGAGGACCAGACCCGGCGCGGCGGGGGUUUGUGCUAAACCCAGCGCAAGCCUGCCAUAGGUGCGGAAGCCAGGAGCACUGGAUGCGGGAGUGUCGGAACCGACCGAUCACAUUUUGCUGGUCGUGCGGGCGAAUCGGCCGGAAGACCGCAGAAUGCUGCCCAAGAUCGGGAAACGCCACGCGACCCCAGCCUCAGAGGGGCAACCAGGGUUCGCAAGGUGCUGCCCCUCAAAAUUAAUGGGCAAGCUGAAGGCGGAAGAAAGACAACUGUCCGCCACAGUGCUCAUAAACGGAAUGGAAGUUAAGGCCACGAUGGACACCGGAGCCACAGCAAGCUUUAUUAGCGAAGAGUUGGCGGACAGGUUGCGGGCAGUGGGAGAGGUCGUAGCCACGAGAAGAGAGGUGCGGAUGGCUGAUGGACGGUUCGAGGAGGUCACAUCGCUGCUCGAAGUAGACGUAGGACUGGGAGAGAGGACCGUAAGAAUGCAACUGCUAAUCCUCCACAACAUCAUCGACGCGCUAGUACUGGGAUGGGAUUUCCUAACGAAAGUUGGAGCCAGGAUAGCAUGCGCGGGUCUGAGCGCAACGAUACCGGCGGGACAGCUGGUGCGAAGCAAUGCACGCGAGAAGCUGUCAGUGGCAGUAGUGGAAAGGACGACCGACUUUGCGGAGGAAGAUAUAGACGGCUUCCUGAAGGCAGAGCUAGCAGAUUUGGGAAGAGUCCAAGGGACGUCAACGGUGGCGGUGCACAGAAUCACGAUGAAAGACGAUCAACCGGUCAAACAGAGCUACUACUCGAAGAACCCGAAGAUGCAGGUGGAGAUCAACGCCAAGGUCGACGAGUUGCUACAAAAGGGGUGCAUCGAGCCGUCUAGGAGCCCGUACAGCUCUCCCAUAGUGAUGGUGAAAAAGAAGACGGGUCAGUGGCGCUUGUGUGUGGAUUUCCGCCAAAUAAACGCAAAGUCCGUGAAGGAUGCGUACCCGAUGCCAAUGAUCAACUACAUUCUGGAUCAACUAAGGGAGGCGAAAUACAUAAGCAGUCUGGAUUUGAAGGACGGGUACUGGCAGAUUCCGUUGGCAGCAGCAAGUCGGCAAUAUACGGCAUUUACGGUGCCGGGAAAGGGCCUGUUCCAAUGGAAAGUAAUGCCGUUCGGACUGCACUCCGCAUCGGCAACGUUCCAGCGGGCGUUGGACCAGGUGAUAGGACCAGAGAUGAUGCCACACGCAUUUGCGUACCAGGACGACAUAAUUGUGAUCGGACGGACACUACAAGAGCACAAGCGUAACCUGAAGGAGGUGUUCCGGAGGCUGAGGGCGGCAAACCUGAAAGUUAACGCAGAUAAGUGCAAGUUCUUUCGAAAGGAGCUACAAUACCUGGGCCACCGGGUGACGGAUCAGGGCAUCGGAACGGAUCCGGAGAAGGUAGCGGCAAUAGCUCAGCUAAAGCCCCCGGGAAACGUUAAGGAACUGCGACAGUAUCUAGGAGUGGCGUCGUGGUACAGACGUUUUGUACCGGAUUUUGCAACGUUGGUACAACCACUUAACGCACUCCUAAAGAAACAAGCAAAAUGGGAAUGGACUGACGCCCACCAAGAAGCAUUCGAGGCCGUCAAAACUAGGUUGGUCGCCGACCCGAUCCUGGCAUGCCCCGACUUCACACGGACGUUCGUGCUACAGACGGACGCCAGCGACUACGGGCUGGGCGCUAUCCUCACACAGCACUCCGAGCAAGGCGAGCGGGUGAUAUCCUACUCCAGCAGAUCGCUGAACGGAGCGGAGAAAAAUUAUUCUGCAACAGAGAAGGAAUGUUUAGCUAUAGUGUGGGCUGUCAGGAAAUUAAGACCAUACCUGGAGGGCUACCAUUUCAAAGUGAUAACGGAUCACAUGGCCCUGAAGUGGCUGAACAGCAUCGAGAGUCCGUCCGGAAGGAUCGCGAGAUGGGCAUUGGAGCUCCAACAAUACGACUUCGAGAUUGCGUACAGAAAGGGCCAGCUGAACAUCGUCGCGGACGCCCUAUCGAGGCAGCCGCUGCAGGAAACGAGUCGCAGGAUAACGGAAGAAGGGCAACCGGACGAACAGCAGGAGUGCAAGUGGAUAGAUGGGAUGCGGAGGAAGAUGAAGCAGGAGCCCCAAAAGUACCCGGACUACCUGGAAGAGGCCGGCCAAUUGUAUAGGCACAUUCCGCACCGGGCAGGACACGAGGAUGUGGUGUCAUGGAAGCUGUGUGAGGACACGGAGGAGGUGCCCGACACGGAGCUGUCGGAGGACGAGGCGAUGGAGGCGAAUCACGAAGAGCCCGUGGAUUGCGUGUCCCUCUCCUCAGAGAGCGAGGAGGACGACGGGGGUGAGACCGUCACCCCGGUGGUAUCCUCGGAGGAGGACGAAGGAGGCCGGAGAGCGAAGGCGAGGAUGGCCUACCGCAGCGUGCGGCGGGCGACACAGGGCCACGGGCGGAUUCGGCUGGGAGAGGCGAUGCCGUCGAAGGACCCGCGGGAGGUGCGCGAGUUCGCGGAGGCACGGAUCGCCACGCUGCGGCGGUUCGAGCGGAUGGUGGUGGAGCGGAAGGCAGCCGCCGCCAAGGCCGCGUGGGAAAAACGCCUGUCGGAGUGGCAAGAGGAGGAGGAGGCAUUGUGGCCGCCACCGCCGCCACCGGCGCAGUCACAGCCACCGACGCAGCAGCAGCCGCAGCCGCCGACACCGGAGCCGCAGCACCCGGGGAUGCCGCAGCCACCGACGCCGCAACCGCAGCCGCCGUUGCCGCCGACGCCACCACCGGCGCAGCCGCAGCCACCACCGCCACCACGCACGCCAACACCGCCGCCAGCACCACCGACGCCGCCGCCGCCGCGCACGCCGACGCCGCCACCCCAGGAUGAGGAGGGGCCCCGGUGCGAGCGGCAGCAGUCCUGGGAAGUGGACCAGGCGCACGUCGCGCAGACGCUGCGCACGAUCGGCCUGGGCGGCCGCCGGUGGCACCAGCAAACGGUGACCUGGACAUGGCCCGCACCGCAGGAGGACACGCCGGAGGCCCGCGUGUGGGAGGAGGUGGGCGCGGUCGGAUGGAGGCCGGUGGAGAAGCGGGCGCGCGACCCGCAAGUUCGCGCACGGGUAGAGGUCGGAGACGCGGGAGAGAACCCGGAGAAGGGUCCGUGGGUGUGGCCCGUACCACCACCACCGAAGCUCGCGCGGCAGGAGUCGUGCCCCGAGGCAAGACCGCCACCGCAGCGACCAUGCCUCCGCAGGCAGCAGUCGCUGGGCGGGAAGCCCUGGAAGGAGCUCGAGCGCGCGGAGUGGCCACCCAGAGUGGUCGAGGAGGCCGAGGCCCAGGCGAGAAGAAGCCACAAGGACCGCUGGGCCAAGCUGUUCGUGCUGGACGGCCAGCGGUUCCGGCUGAAGGUGCGUCGCGGCGGGGCCAUUCAGGUGUACGUACCCCAAUAA
Molecule: messenger RNA, 3527 nt
Organism: Drosophila santomea
Lineage: Eukaryota; Metazoa; Arthropoda; Insecta; Diptera; Drosophilidae
Exons: 3
Coding region: 243-3527 (1094 amino acids)
Source: RefSeq, a predicted model, not a curated record